AUGAGCACCAUCACAGAGACGGUUGCACCAACGACCAAUGGCGUUACGUCCUCUGCGAAGCAAGGCCUGCUCUACGUCGGGGCGCGCUUCACGAACCCGGAUCUUAGGUACGAGGACUGGGCACGCUGGUACGACGAGAUACACAUGCCCCACCUUGCCUCCAUGAGCGGAUGCCGGGCAGCUAUGCGCUACGUGCGCAUCGUCGACCCUAAUGCUCCUCAGGAGCAGAAACAGUCGUCAGCCUUGCCAUACCUGACCCUCUACCCGCUGCACGACGUCAGCUGGCUCCAUGGCGACGAGUUUGACUCGGCCAAGGACAGCACCGAGGCCGACUACUUGCCGGGAAGGAGCAUUUUCAAGAGUGUCGACUUCGAGGGACGAGGCUAUGAGCUUGUAGGCGGAUCGGCGGUGAUGGGCGGAGGUGAAGGCCAAGGCUCUACCAAGUUCAUCGUGUUCACCACGUUCAAGUCAGCCGAAGGAAAUGCCGAAACUGCCGACAGCGCUUGCGUGGAGAAGUUCUACGGCGUGCCCGCCGCGCUUCCGGGAUGUCGUGGAAUGAGCCGGUACCGCUAUUGCGACAACCAGCGGCCGGAAAUGGCAGCGAAACAUGAAAUCAGCGGCCAAUGGCCAGCCCGCGAUCUCGUGAUCCACGGUCUGGACAUGGAGAAGCUGGAUGUUGGGUUGAUUUAUCGGGCGAGGGAUGAGGUUGCCAGGCAGCUUUCGGACCCGUCGGCGCUGGAUGUUGCAAUCUACGAGCUAGUUACUGGGUUGGAUGGCUAG
Lasiodiplodia theobromae is the source of this 780-nucleotide messenger RNA. RefSeq names its product Alpha beta protein. The record is from RefSeq and is a predicted model, not a curated record. The transcript has 2 exons. Bases 1 to 780 code for a protein of 259 amino acids. Lineage: Eukaryota; Fungi; Ascomycota; Dothideomycetes; Botryosphaeriales; Botryosphaeriaceae.